Elephantulus edwardii (Cape elephant shrew) is the source of this 2127-nucleotide messenger RNA. RefSeq names its product Bardet-Biedl syndrome 12 (gene BBS12). Lineage: Eukaryota; Metazoa; Chordata; Mammalia; Macroscelidea; Macroscelididae. Bases 1 to 2127 code for a protein of 708 amino acids. Gene Ontology annotation, molecular function: ATP binding. The record is from RefSeq and is a predicted model, not a curated record. Gene Ontology annotation, biological process: chaperone-mediated protein complex assembly; photoreceptor cell maintenance. The transcript has a single exon.
AUGGUGAUGGCUUGCAAGAUCCUAAAUAAAAGAAGGCACAUGGGACUUCAACAGCUUUCGUCACUGGCAGAAAUAGGAAGAACUUUCCUCGGCCCAGUGAAAGCAUCCAAAUUUGUUACAGACGAAGAGUCUCAUGAAAGUGCGCUAGUCACUUCACCCGUAAGACUUCUUGAAAGUUUAAAUUUAACUAGUGCCGUGGGACAACUUCUAAAUGAAGCACUUCGAGCACAACAUAACACUUACAGAACUGGAACCAAUACCCUUCUGUUUUUUAUUGGUGCAUGGAGCAGUGCUGCUGAAGAAUGUCUUCAUCUGGGUGUUCCCAUUUCAGUAAUUGUGUCUGUAAUGUCAGAAGGGUUGAACUCUUGUAGUGAAAAGGUAGUUUCCCUUCAAGUACCUCUCCACAAUCUGUUUUGUGAAAGCCCAGAUAAGGUUUCUGGACUUGGAACGUUCAGUGUCAACAUGAGCCCUCUUCUCCACAUGCCAUCAGAUACUAAUUUGAUACAGAAAGAGCAUGAUCUCCAAGGUACCUUGCAAUCAAUGAGCACUCCCAUUGUCACUGGAAGACUGGAACCACAUAAACCCUUCAGACCUCAGGCUAAGACUGACACAGAUAAAAUUAUCACUUUGCAAACUCUGAUAAACAAUCAGCUUGCAAACACCAGCUGCAGAAAAUCAAUACUAACUCACAGUAGGCAUUUUAAUAGCCUCAAUAAUUAUCAACCAAUAAGCAAAGCAGAUGAAUUUGUGGAACAACCUGGUUUAUCUGUACCCAGAACUUACAGUUGUGAUGAUUUGGGAAAGCUGGCAGUGGGCUUGAGUCAUGGAGAUCACAACAGCAUGAAAUUAGUAGAAGAAGCUGUAUGGCUACAGUAUCAAAAUACACGUGCACAACAAGGUGACUACACGAUGCCAUUUAUGUUUGAUGUGUCGAGAAUCUUCACUUGCUGUUUGCCAGGUUUACCUGAAACUUUGAGUUGUGUCUGUCCAGGAUAUGUCACUCUUGUAUCAGUAUUGAGUGCUGCCCUGAUCAAGGAGUUGCAGGAUCAGCCUAUCCGGGUAGUUCUGAUUCAAAGCGAUCUUACAGAGAAUUACCACCACCCAGGAUUUAAUAAAUCUACGAAUAUUAAAACAGUGUUUGAAAGUGUGAUGGUUAACCAAGACAGCCCAGAAGAACUGUGGGCAAAUCACAUAUUACAGAUCUUAAUCCAGUACAAUGUGCACCUUGUACUGGCACAAGGAAAUAUAUCUAAACUUUUAAUUGAAAAAUGCAUGUAUAGUAAACGAUUGGUAAUUGGGUCAGUGAGUGGCAGUGUGAUGCAGGCGUUUGCAGAGGCUACAGGAGCAAUACAGUUGACCUACGUUACACAGGUAGAUGAAGAUUGUGUUGGCAGUGGGGUCUAUGUGACCAUCUGGAAAAGUGUACCCUGGAAUGUUGUAGAUAAGAAAGACGGAAUAGCAGUCUUGUUACAAACAGAAGGCAUUAAUUUGGUUACAGCAGUGCUUGCUGGCCCCGUCAUUGCACAGAUGCAAACCAAAGAGGAUCAGUUCUGGACUUGUGCCUACCGUCUGUAUUAUGCCCUUAAAGAGCAAAAGGUCUUUCUUGGAGGUGGAGCAGUUGAAUUUUUAUGUCUUAGCCAUCUUCAAAUUAUUGAGGAGCAAUCUCUGAAAGAAGGGAGCCAAGCCUGCUCCAGUUGGCUUCAUAAUAGUUGCUCUUGGCUGGCCUCAUCUCUAGCACUAUACAGGCCAACUGUGCUUAAAUGCCUGGCAAAUGGAUGGCACAAAUACCUCUCAACUCUCAUAUAUAACACUGCCAGUUACUCAUCAGAAGUUGAAGCCAGCACAUUUGUUCAACAUCAUCUACAAAAAGCUAUAGACUCAGGCUCUCCUUUAUCUUACAUCUUAAGUGAAUACAGUAAAUUGAAUUGUGGGAUUUUUAAGCCAGAUGUUUCCAAUAAAUUGGAUCAUAUUCCAGAGGUUUAUGAUGCCAUUACACCAAAGAUUGAGGCAUGGCGCCGAGCAUUGGAUUUGGUACUGUUAGUGCUUCAGACAGACUGUGAAAUUGUUACUGGACACAGACACACACAGCUAAAUUCACAGGACUCAGAGGGUUUUUUAUUUUUGUAG